This is a messenger RNA of Pararge aegeria (speckled wood butterfly), 4104 nucleotides long. It is a transcript of the gene Zw, whose product is annotated as glucose-6-phosphate 1-dehydrogenase. The transcript has a single exon. Gene Ontology annotation, molecular function: NADP binding; glucose-6-phosphate dehydrogenase activity. Gene Ontology annotation, cellular component: cytosol. NCBI's taxonomy places the organism in Eukaryota, Metazoa, Arthropoda, Insecta, Lepidoptera, Nymphalidae. The coding region runs from base 273 to 1757 and encodes 494 amino acids. Gene Ontology annotation, biological process: glucose metabolic process; pentose-phosphate shunt, oxidative branch. The record is from RefSeq and is a predicted model, not a curated record.
UUUUCAAUGUUACUCACACAUUAAAGAUACGAUUAUUUUAUUAAAUCACUUUGCAACUUUUCAUUAACCUUGCAUAAACCACAGAUGUCAGAACAGUAAACUGCAUCAACUUAGCAUUUUCUAUCUUGCAAGUUGUAACUUCUGUUGAUAAUUGAAGCGUUUUUCCAAAGUUUUUUACUUUACAUUACAGCUUAAUCAUUCUUUGAUACCUACUACUAACAAGUUUACUUUAACAUUAGAAGAGUGAAGUGGACAUUAGUUUAAAAAAAACUAUGGAGAAUAAAGCCGACUUUCAGUAUCCCCAUACUUUUGUACUACUAGGCGCUUCGGGAGAUCUUGCUAAAAAAAAGAUUUAUCCUACAAUAUGGUAUUUGUACCGAGACAAUGUUUUACCGCAAAAUACCAAAUUCAUUGGAUACGCACGAACAAACCAAACUUUGGAGGAGGUGAAAGAAAAAUCAAAAAAGUUUAUGAAAGUUCGACCGGGAGAAGAAAGUAAAUUUGAUCAAUUUUGGGAUGCAAAUGACUAUGUUGCCGGCUCAUAUGAUCGAAGAAUUGACUAUGAACUUCUAAAUCAACAUAUUAGUAAGUAUGAGAAAGGGCCCCUUGCCAAUAGAAUAUUCUAUUUAGCUGUGCCACCAACAGUAUUUGAGGAUGUCACUGUAAAUAUUAAAAAUGCCUGCAUAGCAUUAAAAGGAUAUACACGAGUUAUUAUCGAAAAACCUUUUGGUAGGGACGACCAAAGUUCCGAGAAGUUGAGUAAUCAUUUGGCUAGUCUAUUCAAAGAAGAGCAGAUUUAUAGAAUUGAUCAUUACUUAGGGAAGGAAAUGGUACAAAAUCUUUUGACAAUUCGGUUUGCAAAUCAAAUCUUUAGCCCAUCCUGGAAUAGAGAAAAUAUUGCAUCUGUUUUAAUAUCUUUCAAAGAGCCCUUUGGUACAGAAGGAAGAGGUGGCUACUUUGACAGUUUUGGAAUAAUACGCGAUGUGAUGCAAAACCAUCUUCUGCAAAUUCUUUCACUUGUUGCUAUGGAAAAACCAGUAACUUUGAAUCCAGAUGAUAUAAGAGAUGAAAAAGUCAAAGUACUUAGGCACAUCAAACCUAUAGAGCUCAAAGAUUUACUAGUAGGACAGUAUGUUGGCAAUCGAAAUGGACAGGGAGAGGAAAUAUAUGGUUACCUGGAUGACCCUACUGUGCCCAAAGGCUCUGUAACUCCUACAUAUGCCGUUGCCGGUAUUUAUAUCAAUAACUCAAGAUGGCAAGGUGUACCAUUCAUAUUACGCUGUGGAAAAGCACUAAAUGAGAGAAAGGCAGAAGUAAGAGUCCAAUAUAAAGAUGUACCUGGUGAUAUUUUUGAAGGCCACACAAAAAGAAAUGAAUUAGUUAUACGUGUUCAACCAGGAGAAGCAUUGUAUUUAAAAUUAAUGAGCAAAUCACCUGGUAUGAAGUUUGAUUUGAUGGAAACAGAGCUAGACCUGACAUAUAGCAUGAGGUACAGAGAAACAGAUGUUCCAGAUGCAUAUGAGAGAUUAAUUCUUGAUGUGUUUACAGGAACACAGAUGCAUUUUGUGAGAAAUGAUGAGUUAAAGGAGGCCUGGCGCAUAUUUACACCAGUCUUAAACCAGUUAGAGGAGCAACAGGUUAAGCCUGUUACAUAUAUGUACGGGUCACGCGGUCCUCCUGAGGCUGAUGCUAAGUUGGCUGAAUAUAACUUCAAAUAUUCAGGCUCUUAUAAAUGGCAAAAGCCAACACUUCAUUAAAUAUUGAAGCAUUAUUUGUGGUGAAGGUAUUUUUUUGGCUCAACUUUUACAUAUGCUUAUUAUACUUUAAAUAUAAUGCUAUUGCAUACUAAUGCAAAAUAUACCUUUUGAACAAUUUAUUAGUUAACAUUAAUAGAGUACAGUCACUAAGUGGCAGUCUUAUUAAAGGUUAUUUUGAGGUCACAGUAAACUUGUUGACAUAAUUAAAGAUUAGACUUGGUACAUAUAUUGUCAGUCUUGAUAUUUUUGUACAACAUUAAUUAAGAACUUUAUUAAGUCAUUCCCAUUUAAUUAAAUAAUUUUAUAUUGUCAUCACAGCACUUGAUAAAGAAGUUCAAGAUUGUUGUCAUGUAAUGUUAUUAUGCAGAGGUCACAGAUAUCACCUUGAAAUGCAGAUUUACUACUUAUUAAACACAACUGCAUUUAUAACUAUUGUUUUAUCCAAGUCUCAAUCAUUCAAUACAAGGGUGUGUGUAUUAUAAGGAUUUAUGUUUUAACUAUCCUAUUAACUAUCGGUAGCAGGAUAAUGGUAUGGGUAAACAUUUAAAUGUGCUAAAAAAAUUCAUUUGUGAAUUUCUAGAUUGUUCUUAUUACUUAUUUACAAAUCAUAAUCUUUUUACCAUAAUGCUCAGUAUAUGAUAUUUCCUUAGUACCUGUGUUAAAAUAUCUGCACUUAAGUUGUUUGAUUAGGCAACUUCCACAAUUUAUAAUUACAUUGCACUUCUGUUGUUAUGAUCAAGUGUUUAUAGCUGAUAUAUUAUCUGUGAUAGAUUAAAUGCAUUUUGAAUGCUUGAGAGAUAGGUAUGUAUUUGUAGGUAUUUACUAGGUUUAAUAGGUACCAAACCACAUUUGGAAUACAAAUUGUUUUGAAGAAUAUAUCUGUUUGCAAACUUGUAUGUUUACACAUCAAACAGGGAUGAAACAAAAACUUAAUCAGAACUUUUAUAUUUUAUUUUCAUAAAAUUCAACCCAUUAAUUAUUUUUUAAUAAGGGUAAUUAUAUUAAGCUGUGUAGUGUGUGUGUAGUGGCGUGUAUAGAGGUGCAAAUAAUAUAACAUUAAGAAAAUCUCCAGUGCGAGUUACAAAAAACUUAAGAAUAGGCAAUGUAAGAGUUAUAUAAAGUCUACCUUUAAGUAUUUAUAACUAUGUACUGGAGAUUUUCUUCAUACCCUGUGCAUAACAUCUAUGCACGCUACUGGCCGUGUCAUUACGAAAAGUAAGCUGAACAAAAAUUUUAGGUAAAGUGUUUAAUGAUUUUGACAAGAGUUUAUGGUACCUAUAUUUAUUUUACUAAAGGUUGUAUUUUGAACUAAAUUGAAGUAGCUAUGUUACACACCACAGAAUUAAGAACAUACAGAACCCUCAUUCAGCUAUUAUGGUGUGCAGUGCAUUGUGUCCAAAAACAGUUAAAACCCUCUGCACACUUCACACCUGAAGAAGGUUUCUAGCUCACCAACUUUUCCCAUUUUGUUGUAAACGUUUAGAACAUAAGAGGUAAAAUAAUUGAUGUCAACUGCUUAAUGGAAUGAUGUAACUAACUGUCUGUUUGAGAAAUACUACUUAAAUGAAGUGUUGUUUGAUGCUUCAAUAUUAGUUGUGUUCAUGGUUUCUGUAUAUUCUUUAUUCUGUGUUAUAUACAUACUUUUAAGAGGAAAAGAAAUAUCAUUAUUAUAAUUGAAUAAUAUUGUUAUUAUUGUGAUAAAUCUACACUUAUUAGGUGAGUAAUUGAAUACCUACUUGAGUACCAUAAUAAUGUGAUUACUGAUUCCAGAAAUUGUUGUAACACUUGCUAUUUAUUAUUUAAAGUAAUGAAAAUCAAUAGGUAGGAUAUUGUAUGUUGAUUUUGUAUGGGAACAAAAUCUAAGUUAGGCUGAAUAAAACAUGGCAGUGACUUUGUACAAUACAAUGGCUAUUUAAAUUCUAAUUUUAUUAUAAUAUUAUACAUUUACAUUUUUUUUAUUUUUUUGACGCAAAUAUUAUUAAUGAACAUACAUUUUGCAAAACCUAUCUUUUAAUUAGUAAAUAUAAGAGAAUUUAUAGUUCCCAACAGUAUGUAAUUAAAUUAAAUUUAAAAAACAGUAACAAUUAUGACAAUGAAGCAAGGCUGCCAAUUAUCUUAUAAACAAAUCUUCUAAAUUGACAAGUCUUUAAGUAGUCCUAUACUUACUUUUCCAUACAUAAUAGGUUUAUCAGAGCAACUAAGUUUUCCUUCGAGAUUUGUGUACACCAGAAUUGGCACUACUGUCUUCUAUACUUUGUAAGUUUAAAUGGAGCAUUGCAGAUAUUAUUUCUUGUUUUUUGAAAAUUUUAAUAAUAAGAUGUUUAAUAUAUAUUUUUUUAUAAUUUAA